This is a messenger RNA of Gracilinanus agilis (Agile Gracile Mouse Opossum), 356 nucleotides long. RefSeq names its product proteasome adapter and scaffold protein ECM29-like. The annotation marks the transcript as partial. Gene Ontology annotation, cellular component: nucleus; cytoplasm. The transcript is spliced from 4 exons. Gene Ontology annotation, molecular function: molecular adaptor activity. The record is from RefSeq and is a predicted model, not a curated record. NCBI's taxonomy places the organism in Eukaryota, Metazoa, Chordata, Mammalia, Didelphimorphia, Didelphidae.
GUGGAUAAAUAUUUGAAAGAAAUUCUUCAAGAUCUAAUUAAUAGCCUGACUAGCAAUAUGUGGAGAAUUCGAGAAUCCAGCUGUUUAGCUUUGAAUGACUUACUCAGAGGAAGACCAUUAGAUGACAUCAUUGAUAAACUUCCAGAAAUAUGGGAGACACUCUUCAGAGUACAAGAUGAUAUUAAGGAAUCUGUACGAAAAGCAGCAGAACUAGCUUUGAAAACUUUAAGCAAGGUUUGUGUGAAAAUGUGCGAUCCCUCCAAAGGAACAGCUGGCCAGAGGACCAUUGCUGUCCUUUUGCCCUGCCUUCUUGACAAAGGAAUGAUGAGCACUGUGACUGAAGUUCGAGCCCUCAG